GGGUAAACGUCUUCGUCUUCUUCGUCUCUCUUUUUUUUUUUCCAUUACUUUUCAGAAGAUUAAACAUUCCUCUCGCCGGAGAACUAACUGCUCGAUAGAUAGAGAUAGAGAGAGAGCUCUGAUAACUGCCAUUCUGUCUCUAUCUGCUUCCUCUAGAUACACGUUAGUUUUUUUUUCUUUGAAAGGGGCUAAAUUUCGUACACACGACCUAUUUCUUCUUCUUAUUGGAUUUUGUAGAGAAAACUUUAUUAUAUAGGUUUCUGGGGAAUCUUCUGAGCCGUUUAGAACAAGGAUUUAGGCAAAAAUAUGGUCAGUUAGUUUCUUGUGCUAGCAAUUUUGAAUGGGAGAUUGCGACGACGACGACUAGUCUCUCCUCGAAUCAGGGUUUAUAGUUGUUGUUGAUAGAGAUAUUGAAUUGGAACCAAAAGAACUCAAUGAUAGAGUAGUGAAUUUUGGAUGUAGUGUUUUUCUCAUCAACGGAGUAAUAAUAACAAUAAUAAUGAGUAGCGAUGAUACGAUUGAGGAGAGUUUGCUUGUGGAUCCCAAAUUGUUGUUCAUCGGCUCCAAGAUUGGUGAAGGCGCUCACGGCAAAGUCUACCAAGGAAGGUAUGGUCGUCAGAUUGUUGCAAUCAAAGUUGUCAACCGGGGCUCCAAACCUGACCAGCAAUCUUCUCUCGAGAGCCGUUUCGUCCGUGAGGUCAAUAUGAUGUCCCGCGUUCAACACCAUAACCUUGUCAAGGUCUCUCUCCUUCUUUCUUCUCUUUCUUUGCUCUCGAUACUUCUUCUUGAAUACACAAUAUCCAUUUGGCAGUUUAUUGGAGCGUGCAAAGAUCCUUUAAUGGUAAUAGUAACAGAGCUUCUCCCAGGGAUGUCUCUCCGUAAAUAUCUCACCAGCAUCCGUCCUCAGUUGCUCCAUCUCCCUCUUGCUCUCUCCUUUGCCCUUGACAUCGCCCGUGCCUUGCACUGCUUACACGCCAAUGGUAUCAUUCACAGAGACCUCAAACCUGACAACUUAUUGCUCACGGAGAAUCACAAAUCCGUCAAGCUUGCUGAUUUCGGGCUUGCUAGGGAAGAAUCCGUGACUGAGAUGAUGACUGCUGAGACUGGGACUUACCGUUGGAUGGCUCCUGAGCUCUACAGUACAGUGACCCUGCGUCAAGGAGAGAAGAAGCAUUACAACAACAAAGUUGAUGUCUACAGCUUUGGAAUCGUGCUUUGGGAGCUUCUCACUAAUCGUAUGCCAUUCGAGGGCAUGUCCAAUCUGCAAGCCGCCUACGCAGCAGCAUUCAAGCAGGAGAGGCCCGUAAUGCCAGAGGGGAUAUCUCCGAGUCUGGCGUUCAUAGUGCAGUCUUGUUGGGUGGAGGACCCAAACAUGAGGCCAAGCUUCAGUCAAAUUAUCAGACUGCUCAAUGAGUUCCUCCUUACCCUGACUCCUCCGCCUCCUCAGCCUCUGCCUGAGACUGCCACCAACAGGACCAAUGGCCGAGCCAUCACUGAGUUCUCCAUCCGUCCAAAAGGGAAAUUUGCCUUCAUUCGCCAGCUUUUCGCUGCCAAGAGGAACAUAAACUCUUAGGUACAAGAAGGGGUCUUCUUUGUCUUUGCCACUGCCACUGCUUUGGUGGAUAAAUGACAUUAGCAGAGAGAGAGAAGUAGAAAGUUAGACUUACUUAAAGUCUAUAGCGUAGUUAAGUACUCAAUCUUCUUCUUGUCAAGUGAUUAACUGGUAGUAUCACACGCCAAACUAAUUGGUUAAAUGUUAUAACUUAAAGCCUAUGUUUUAUCCUUUAUCAAUACUUGAAACAAAACUUAGGAGAUCAACUAACUAUGUAUAUUAUCGAUUAUAUAAGUUUUAUGUUUUUUUGGAUAUUUUCUACAAUUGUGCAUUCCAUAAUGAUCAUAUAUAGUGUAUCUAAUUUUAAAUAUUUUAUUAUAAAAU
Arabidopsis thaliana (thale cress) is the source of this 1936-nucleotide messenger RNA. RefSeq names its product Protein kinase superfamily protein. The transcript has 4 exons. The coding region runs from base 500 to 1573 and encodes 357 amino acids. Gene Ontology annotation, molecular function: protein serine/threonine kinase activity; protein kinase activity; nucleotide binding. NCBI's taxonomy places the organism in Eukaryota, Viridiplantae, Streptophyta, Magnoliopsida, Brassicales, Brassicaceae. The record is from RefSeq and is marked reviewed.